AUGGCUGGGUUCAGAGUUCUAUGCGACAAGUACGUGACAGCACUCUCCAGUAACGUAGGAACUGUCGGUGAAGUUGCUGCUCUUUUAGAACACACUACUGGUUCUGAUCAGGAGAAGAAGACUUGUCUAGAUGUUGCUUUCAGGAAAGCGCUGCUCAACAAGGUGGUGGCAACUGACCAGGUCGUUAGAGGUUACAUUGAGUUAUCAUUUGAGUCGGCUCAAGCAGGCUACUGCUCCACCAGUACUCCCUACUACGUUCUAGCUGAUGUGUUUGAUUGUCUCACUUUGGAUCGGUGCCAAGAAAUAUUCAGUUACGUAGAAGAGAAGAGCGUGCUGUUUGCGAGCGAAGCCCCAGCUAAUCGUAACGUCGUGCUACGUCUGUGCAAUGACUUGAUUAGACGCUGCUCAAAGUCAAUAAACACACUCUUCUGCGGACGUAUUCAGAUCAUGUUGGCCAAAAUAUUCCCCAUCUCAGAAAGGUCAGGGCUAAACCUACAGUCACAGUUCAACCUAGAAAAUAUGACCGAAUAUAACACCUCAUCAGAAAAUAGCGAAACACCGAUGGAUACCGAUUCUAAGGAGGUAACGUUCCUGUUCUACCAAACGUUAUGGUCGAUACAGGACUACUUCAGAAACCCUAAUCAGAUAUCGAACGAUGCUCAUUGGAAGAAAAUGGAAGAUACAGUUAAUGAAAUCUGUAGAAUAUUCGAGAACUACAAGCACGAAGGAAGUUGCCCAGUUUCUAACGAAGAAGCCUACUUCGCCAAAUUUCUAACGAGCGAGCGCCUCCUUACCCUUCAAAUAUCAGAUUCUAACUUCAGACGCCACAUUUUAGUUCAGAUCCUGACCCUGUUUCAGUAUCUUACAGGAGAUGUCAAGUUCAAGCCAAACAAACUGGUCUUAUCUGAGCCUCGUAAGUUGUGGAUACGAGAUACCACAAACAAGAUAUACUCGGUGCUGUCUGACACACCGCCAGAAGGUGAUAAAUUUGUUCAACAUAUUAAGUCAAUUCUGAAGUACGAAGAAAAGUGGAGCAAAUGGAAGAACGAAGGAUGCCCCGCUCUUUCUAAAUUGCCAGAUAAGACGUUGCAAGCUAAGCAGAAGAACUUAAAGCGGAGUGUGAAAGCGAUGGACCUGUCCAGUGACAAGUUUGAUUUGUGUAACCAAACCCUAACUGAUCUGUGGAACAUCUGCCCGGAUAACACGGCAGCUUGCCAAGAUUCUAACCGAAAGUUUACCCCAGAGACGUUCAAGUUCUUCGAAGACUCGAUAGAGCAGUUGGAGCCAGACUCGGGGGUGGAAAAAGAAUACUACCUCACAAACGAGACAGCGUUUGUGUGGAGAAGUCUGAGACUGCUUGCUCGACAAAGUGUACCAUACUUUCAACAUAUUCAGAAUACUAAGAACUUGACUCUUACCGACAAUCUGCAGAACAUUAUAAUGUUGAUCGGCAAGGAAUAUAAAAAGGAGAAUGGAAUGGAGUGAGGCGGCCACGAGAUAAUUUAUUUUUAAUUUUCUAUUGGAGAGCGAGGACGAAUUUUAUUGCUCUAUCAAAAUAUGGUUAGAGCGAUCGUACUUAAUCUGUUAACGGCUGUGCUUCAGUCUUUUAGUUUGGUAAAAGGAUCAUUUUCAACACGAAUUUGUCUAGAACAAAAAUCUUGAUUUUAAGAUUUUUAGGCUCUUUAAUUCAGUGGCUUUCUCGCCAGCUUUACAUUUUUUCUGUCUUAUUUAUGAUAUGUUUUAUGAAUCCAUUUUAUUCGUAUCACUUGAUGA
Molecule: messenger RNA, 1773 nt
Organism: Bolinopsis microptera
Lineage: Eukaryota; Metazoa; Ctenophora; Tentaculata; Lobata; Bolinopsidae
Product: THO complex subunit 1-like
Exons: 9
Coding region: 1-1485 (494 amino acids)
Biological process (GO): regulation of DNA-templated transcription elongation; mRNA export from nucleus
Cellular component (GO): THO complex part of transcription export complex
Source: RefSeq, a predicted model, not a curated record